This is a messenger RNA of Eruca vesicaria subsp. sativa (arugula), 570 nucleotides long. NCBI's taxonomy places the organism in Eukaryota, Viridiplantae, Streptophyta, Magnoliopsida, Brassicales, Brassicaceae. The record is from the annotation of a GenBank genome assembly.
AUGGGAUCUCCAGCAAAGAAGACGACUCUGCAACGAUACUUGUCACAACUUCAGCAACAUCCUCUUAGAACAAAGGCCAUUACUGCUGGAGUUUUGUCUGGUGUGAGUGAUGUUGUUUCACAGAAACUCUCUGGGAUACAGAAGAUUCAGCUGAGAAGGGUUCUUCUCAAAAUGAUAUUUGCGGGUGGUUUUCUCGGACCAGUAGGCCAUUUCUUUCAUACAACUCUAGAUAAGAUCUUUCAAGGAAAGAAAGACACAAAGACUGUUGCAAAGAAGGUAAUCGUGGAACAAUUGACGUUAUCACCGUUGAACCAUUUACUUUUUAUGAUCUAUUAUGGAGUAGUCAUAGAAAGAACUCCUUGGAACCUUGUUAGAGACAGGAUCAAGAAGACUUACCCAACAGUUCAGCUUACAGCAUGGACAUUUUUCCCCGUUGUGGGAUGGGUAAACUACAAGUAUGUGCCACUGCACUUCCGAGUCAUCUUACACAGUCUCGUAGCAUUCUUCUGGGGAAUAUUCCUGACCCUACGAGCAAGGUCAAUGACACUAGCUUUGGCAAAGGCUAAGUGA